AUGGUUCGCCUCUCAUUUGCCGCAGCACUGUUCGCUGCCACAGCUCUUGCGAUCCCAAGCCCCCUCAUGCCGGACCCUGCUGGCGCCAAGAACGUCGGAAACGGCCGUGGUGCCCAGUUCAUCGGCGGUGCCUGCCUGAACAGCAAAGACUGCGCCUCGGCCUGCUGCGCAACCCUCAACGGCGCCGGCAUCUGCUCCGGACUCGGGGCUCAGAUGCAAGCGGGCAAGCAAGGGUGCGGCUUCGGCGACGGCGGCGCGGCUCCCGCCCCCCCACAGGGAGCCGGCCAGGCACCGCCGUCAAUGGAGGCUGCGGCAAGCAACGGAUCACCCGCGGGCUCGGGCGCUCCCGGGUCGUCCAACGUUGGCGCGGGCAACGGCCAGCAGUUCAUCACGGGACAGUGCUUGUCGGACGCCGACUGCGCUUCGGGAUGCUGCGCCGGUCCCAAGGGGGCCUGCGCCGCCAGGGCCGUUGCUGAGGAGAACGGAAAGUCGGGCUGCGGCUUCACCGGCGCAGGAAGCGCGGCCGGAAAUGCGGCGCCGCCAGCAACGCCUCCUCAGACCCCACCGUCGGCUGGCGGAGGCUCGCCCGGCGUCAAAUAA
This is a messenger RNA of Colletotrichum graminicola M1.001, 600 nucleotides long. RefSeq names its product biotrophy-associated secreted protein 2. The transcript has 2 exons. NCBI's taxonomy places the organism in Eukaryota, Fungi, Ascomycota, Sordariomycetes, Glomerellales, Glomerellaceae. The record is from RefSeq and is a predicted model, not a curated record. Bases 1 to 600 code for a protein of 199 amino acids.